This is a messenger RNA of Zonotrichia leucophrys gambelii, 1682 nucleotides long. RefSeq names its product small RNA binding exonuclease protection factor La (gene SSB). The coding region runs from base 98 to 1321 and encodes 407 amino acids. The transcript has 12 exons. Gene Ontology annotation, molecular function: mRNA binding. Gene Ontology annotation, biological process: tRNA processing. Gene Ontology annotation, cellular component: nucleus; ribonucleoprotein complex. NCBI's taxonomy places the organism in Eukaryota, Metazoa, Chordata, Aves, Passeriformes, Passerellidae. The record is from RefSeq and is a predicted model, not a curated record.
UGAGGGGCAGGCGGACCGCGGGGGCUGCUGGGCUGCGCGGCGCCGACUCGCGGUCUCUGGAGCGGCGGAGCGGGGCCCGAGCGCGCAGCUGGUGAAAAUGGCUGAAAAUGGAAAUGGUGAAAAUAUGUCUAUCUUGGAAAGCAAAAUCUGUCAGCAAAUUGAGUACUAUUUUGGCAAUCACAAUCUACCAAGAGACAAGUUUCUAAAGGAACAGAUCAAACUAGAUGAUGGCUGGGUACCUUUAGAAGUAAUGAUCAAAUUCAACAGGUUAAGUCGCCUUUCAAAAGAUUUUGGUGUUAUUGUAGAAGCACUGAGAAAAUCCAAGACUGGUUUAAUGGAAAUAAAUGAAGACAAAACUAAAAUCAGAAGAUCUCCAAAUAAACCUCUUCCUGAAUUAAAUGACCAGUAUAAGGCUGCAAUUAAAAACAGAUCUGUAUACGUUAAAGGCUUUCCACUAGACGCUACUCUUGAUGAUAUCAAAGAAUGGCUUGAGGAUAAAGGUCCCGUUGAAAAUAUUCAAAUGAGGAGAACAUUGCAGAGAACGUUUAAGGGCUCAAUAUUUGCAGUGUUUGAUAGUGUUGAAUCUGCUAAGAAGUUCACAGAGAUACCAAAUCAAAAGUACAAAGACACAGAGCUGAUAGUACUUUUCAAGGAGGAGUAUUGUACAAAGAAGAAUGAAGAAAGGAAACAAAACAAAGUAGAAGCGAAAGCAAGAGCUAAACAGGAAAAAGAAGAAAAGCAGAAACAAGCAGCAGAUGCUGAAAUGAAAUCUCUGGAAGAAAAGACAGGAUGUCUUUUGAAGUUUUCUGGUGAUCUAGAUGACCAAACGUGCAGAGAAGACCUCCAUGAAGUAUUUUCUGGUCACGGAGAAAUCAAGUGGAUACACUUUGUCAGAGGUGCAAAGGAGGGAAUUAUCCUAUUUAAGGAUAUUGCCAAAGAAGCUCUGGAGAAAGCCAAAGCAGCACAUAAUGGAAACUUGCAGCUCCGGAACAAGGAUGUUUCAUGGGAACUGCUGGAAGGAGAUGCAGAAAAAGAAGCUCUGAAAAAAAUCCUGGAAGAUCAGCAGGAAUUGCUGAAACAGAAAACAAAAGGGCGCAAAACUAAAGGAAAAGGAAGAGGGGGAAAGAUACCUCAGGGUGCACAAAAAGGAAAAAUACAGUUUCAGGGCAAGAAAAUAAAGUUUGAGAAUGAUGAAGAAGAUGGUGAAAAUGAUACUAAAACAGAACCAGCAAGUCCCAAGAAGAGACCACUAGAGGAAACAGAAAAGGAAGAACCUGCACCAAAACAACUGAAAACAGAAAAUGGAGAUGGCAAUCAGUAAUAGUCAAAUAAAAGAAUUUAAAAAAUUAGUGGGUUUAUUGUUCCAUUUUCAAUAGGUUUUAAAUACAUGCCUCAGUUCAGGACUUUUUUGGCAGAAAAUCUUAUGAAAUCCACUUCAAUGUCAACCUACAAUUAGAGAAAAGUUUUAUUUUAUUGGGUUACAGCUUUUUUUUUUUUUGUUUAAGAAGCAUGCUUACUGCUAACAUAAAACCCUGGACAACUUUUCUAUUUAUAGUUUUGUUUAUACUGUCAAAUCUUCUCAGUUUUUCUGGCAUCUCAUUCAAAUGUAAAAGGUUUUGGACUUUGUAAUCUUGUGGUUAUGUUUAAUAGCAGCUGGCAAUAAAUUCAGAACUUAAAACUGC